This is a messenger RNA of Solea senegalensis (Senegalese sole), 1637 nucleotides long. It is a transcript of the gene psma6a, whose product is annotated as proteasome 20S subunit alpha 6a. The coding region runs from base 128 to 868 and encodes 246 amino acids. NCBI's taxonomy places the organism in Eukaryota, Metazoa, Chordata, Actinopteri, Pleuronectiformes, Soleidae. The transcript has 7 exons. Gene Ontology annotation, biological process: ubiquitin-dependent protein catabolic process. The record is from RefSeq and is a predicted model, not a curated record. Gene Ontology annotation, cellular component: cytosol; proteasome core complex; proteasome core complex, alpha-subunit complex.
GAAAACACAUACUAACCCAGAUCACAUCCGGAGUAGCCAUGUUUUGCUUUUAGUGUUGCCCAGUGUAGUUUCACUUUCUGUCCAAUAUUAAUAAUACCUGUUAUUUGUCACCGUCAUCAUCAUCAUCAUGUCUCGGGGCUCAAGUGCAGGCUUUGACCGACAUAUCACCAUCUUCUCCCCGGAGGGAAGACUCUAUCAAGUCGAAUAUGCCUUCAAAGCCAUCAACCAGGGCGGACUGACCUCUGUAGCGAUCAGGGGGAAGGACUGUGUUGUUGUUGUCACACAGAAGAAAGUUCCUGACAAGCUGCUGGAUGCCUCGACCGUCACACAUCUGUUCAGAAUCACAGAGAACAUUGGCUGCGUUAUGACCGGCAUGACUGCUGACAGCAGGUCUCAGAUACAGAGGGCCCGGUAUGAAGCAGCUAACUGGAAGUACAAGUAUGGCUAUGAGAUCCCCGUGGACAUGUUGUGUAAACGUAUGGCUGACAUUUGCCAAGUUUACACACAGAAUGCUGAGAUGAGACCAUUAGGAUGCUGUAUGAUGGUGAUUGGACUGGAUGAAGAGUUGGGUCCACAGCUGUAUAAAUGUGAUCCAGCAGGCUACUACUGCGGCUUUAAGGCCACAGCGGCUGGAGUCAAACAGACAGAGGCCACGAGCUUCCUGGAGAAGAAAAGCAAGAAGAAGCUGGACUGGACUUAUGAGCAGACUAUAGAGACGGCUAUCUCAUGUUUGUCGACGGUGCUGUCUAUUGACUUCAAGCCCUCAGAGCUGGAGGUGGGAGUAGUCACCACACAGGAACCUACAUUCAAGAUUCUGUCAGAGUCUGAGAUUGAUACUCACCUCAUGUCUCUGUCUGAGAGAGAUUGAGGAAAGUUGGCAGCCAUUUUGCAGUCGUCAUCGCGUUGCACUCUGAAAUGGAUGAUGAAUAUUAAAACAAAAAUAACUCCACCUCCUUCACUGAGGAUGUACAGCACAACCAAGUACAAUACAGAACAAUGUGGUUAUUUAAUAGCAGGUGGGUAGAAUACAUUACCCAGCUGCUCUGUGGUCACAACCAGGACCUGAAAAGACACAGUAAUAACCGCAUAUCCAGCCCCUCCUACAGUUUCCUUUCAUCCACACUGAGACAUUGCUUCUGCUUCUGACUGCCAAACAUCACAGAACCUGAGAAGACGCUGGACAUUCACAUCAGUCCACCAUAUACGACGCAUCAGCCUCUGACCACGGUGUCCUUGCUUGAUCCUCCUCAGCUAAGUGUGACACAAACCACCAGGAUGAUUGAGGUGUGGACAGCUCCUCUCACGUAUGGACUCCAACAACACCUGAGUCACUGUGUCUGAAAUGGUGCUUUCUAAUCUAACCCUCUUUACUCAGGGCUGCCACUACUCCUCUUUUCUGAAUCCCCUUAAAUUUUUAUUCAUCUACCUCAACGUCUCUCCUCACCACUGUGUUCUACUCUAUACUUUGUAAUAACCCAGGGAUCGGUCAGCUGUGAUCUGCUCAGGUCAAUAUCAACCUACAAUGACGAAUUAUAAAAAAAAAAAGUUUUGCGUCCCCUUGUGUCUCGAUCCUCCUCUCCUCUGCUGCCAACGCUGUACACUACUACACUUCUAUUAAACACAAUGUUUUUAUUCAA